CAAAAAUGGCUUCCGUCAACAACAUUAACACGUUGCAGAAUAACAUGUUUAAGAAAAAAACAGCAUUUAAGACAUUUUUGAGAUGGUUUGCAGUUACCGUCAUACUUGUAUCUAUACUGAAGUUUACUGCAACAGAUGCACUCGAUGAAAGUGAAAGCAGUACUUCGGAAACGUCAACAACAGAUGAAGAGACAACAAAUGCAGACGACGAAAUCGAAUUAAAUGCUGAUGACACUAAUUUUGAAACAGAAGAGAAAGACUUUUACUCAUUUAAUACUACUGACAUAACUGGAAAUCCCAUUUCAUUAGAACAAUACAGAGGAAAGGUUUCCCUCAUUGUCAACGUGGCAUCAGAAUGUGGAUUUACAGAUGAUCAUUAUAAAGGCUUAGUCAGACUGCAGGAGUUUUACAGAAAGGAGGAUUUCACCGUGCUGGCAUUUCCUUGCAAUCAGUUUGGAGCCCAGGAACCUGCUAGCAACUAUGAAAUAGAAAAGUUUGCAAGGUCCACAUACAGAGUUGACUUUCCAAUGUUUGCCAAAGUUAAUGUGCUCAACGACAAUGUGCCAGAUGAAUGGAAAUACCUCAUAGAACAGACUGGAGAACCACCAAAUUGGAAUUUCUGGAAGUACCUUGUUGAUCGAAAUGGAUACUUACUAAAUGCCUGGGGUCCUUGGGUGUCUGUUGCAGAAAUUUAUGAAGAUAUUAAACAAGCAGUUGAGGAUAAUGAAUCUGAUACUGUGGUUACAGAAUCUAAGUCUACUUUAGAUCCUCACGGAGGAGAAUUGUGAAUGAUUUAAUGGAAUAUAUAUGUUUGUCCAACGCUUCUGUCGAUCAAAAUUUACUCACAUAUCAAAUAUAUGGCAUACAAUUGUGUAUUAGUGUUGCUGUAAAACUUGUUUUCUGUCAUGUUAGUAUAGGUCUGUUUAGAAAUGCAUUGAUUUGGCUUCUGACUGAUCAGGAAGUUAACUGGAAUCAAAUUGUCUGUCUAUCGUUUUGUUUGUCCGUCCAUCUGUCUGUAGACCAUAACUUGUUCAGAAACAUGUAUCUUCUAAAAUGACCAAUU
Molecule: messenger RNA, 1063 nt
Organism: Pecten maximus
Lineage: Eukaryota; Metazoa; Mollusca; Bivalvia; Pectinida; Pectinidae
Product: glutathione peroxidase 7-like
Exons: 4
Coding region: 6-788 (260 amino acids)
Biological process (GO): response to oxidative stress
Molecular function (GO): glutathione peroxidase activity
Source: RefSeq, a predicted model, not a curated record